UUCGCAGCUGAGUUCCUCUUGCCUGCAUUCAGCUGUCUCUGACUGUGUGUCUAUGGAAACGAACGACACUUGUGUGGCGGCGGUGGAGUGUUCGCCGGCUUCCGGUUGCUCGUUUUCUGACUCUCUUCCUAAAUCACCUUCUUCGUCUCGCUAUGUCCGGCGCAUGCACUCCGCCUCAGGCAGUGACCAUCUCUCCUGUCCCCGUGCGCGUGUCAUUCUUGGUGAAACUCUCUAUUCGUCUGUAGGCAGAGAAAUGGACCAUAUUCUGCGUCGUCCGAUGCCCUGGAGAGUGACGCAGUUACAGUUUCGGGUGGCGAGCAACACGCGCCUGCAGAGGACGAGACGGGGGGCGCCAUGUCGCCUGAUGUCUGUACAGAAGCAGACGCCUGGGAAGCUGAGGAAAGCCCGAAGACAGGGAGGACCGAGUCUGCGUGUGCGUCGUCUUGGGUGACCCUUCCCGCUGCGGUCCCCACUCCUUCACCAUCAUCGUCGUGGUCUACCGCGGACGGAGCGACGGCACCGUUGUGGCAAAGAAGAGGCGAACGCCGAGGGGAAAAGAGAGGAGACACCCAGAGACGAGAGUCGCGAGCCUCUCCAAAGAGUCGCAACGAGGCGAGGCAACUGUGUUUGCCCUCCGUGGGAAGUGGAGCAACGGAAGGUAAACCGCCCACGCGGGACAAGCAACUGGGGAGCUUGAUUCUCUUCGCCUUCGCUCGCGUCUCGGCUGCUUUCGCCCCGCUUCUUCUCUUCUCGGCUCUCCUGCCGGAGUCCGUCCUUGGUGGUCUUCUCACCGUCCUCAACAUGCUAGCUGCCGGCAGUCCGCUCAACCUCUUGGUUACGCGCUCGGCCUUCUUCAGUUGUGCUGCUCUGGUGCGAUCACGAGCUGGCGUGCAUCGACAUGCCUGUUCUUCUUCACCUCGUCUCCGUUAUGCCGUCCUCGUUUUCCAAGAUUGUCGGAAGCUUUCCUUCGCGCAGCUCGUGUUCGUUUUUCUUUCGAAGAACAGACACGUUGCUCACGUCGCGGACUUCCAGUGCACGGCCCACACUGCCGCAGGGUUUGCGUCUGUUUUUGCAAAGCCAAGGAAGGAAGGUGACAUCGAGAAGGUGCAAGAAAAGGAACGGAUGACUGAAAGGGAUGACAGGCGAGGUCUUGCAGUGGGCAUAAGGCGGCAACCGGAAGACGAGGGAAGUCAACAAGUCCAUCACAGUAGUAUAGCCAGAGGGAAUCAAAACAGAAAAGAGUAGAGUCUGGAAAGAGGCUCACAGGCAGAGGGAGAUAAAACGCACUUGCUGCUUUGUUACAGUCUUUCCACUUUAAAUAACAAUGGAGUGACAAAACGCCCUCACAGAUGCCCAGUUGAACGCAAGAAUGAUGUUUGUCUUUCCUGCGCGUAUCUAAGCCCGUGUAAAGCCACUCAUACGAUGUACCGAACCGUGGAUGAAUCCAGUGUCGAUCCUGCUUCUCCGUUGGUGUGCUUCUGUGUCCCAAUUGCGCGGACGCCCUAACUGAGUAUCUGUAGCUUUUGUACAGUUUGUAUAACGUUUGCCUGCUGUGUGGUGUUCCUUCGUUUUGCAUCUCGUCGAAAAUUGUAUACACACAAUUAACUCCAUACUUGACUGGCCAUAGAGGCUUUUCUAUUAGGCAGCAUUUCUCCUGAUUUCGUGCAGGUAGCUUUCCUGGCGCCCCUGUUUUCAUACCCUUGAAAGCAGGAACUUUGAGAAAGAAUGACCUCGGCGUCUCUCCUUUACGGGGUUUUGCUAAUUAUUUUCAACAAGUGCUGCCCGCACACACAGCGUCUAUUUCGGCCGAUGGAACAAUCAAACCUUUCACCUAUCAAAGACUCAACCGCGAUUUGUGUACUGUCCCCAGGGUGUCCGUGUAUAUGACAGGUUGUGACACGGCGGUCACAGUUUUUCUGUUCUCGAAAUCAUUUCCCCAAAAAAUAAAAAUUUCGCGUGGG
Molecule: messenger RNA, 1961 nt
Organism: Toxoplasma gondii ME49
Lineage: Eukaryota; Apicomplexa; Conoidasida; Eucoccidiorida; Sarcocystidae
Exons: 2
Coding region: 355-1245 (296 amino acids)
Source: RefSeq, a predicted model, not a curated record